CGCGCGCGUGUGUCAAACUCGAACUCAUUACUGGUCUUCCUCCUCCUUACCAUCCACCACCACCACCUCUUCGCUGUCGCCGCACUCUGUCAUGUCCUCGUCGUCGUCGACGACCACGCAGUACAUGUGCGACACCAUCCCACCAGCUCGCAUUGUGUCAGAGUCGACAUCUCGCACCUCGUCUCCCCCGCCACAAUCCGCUCCUUCGCUCAUGCCCUUCAACGCAUCUGUCAUCGACAACUCGUCGCUCCAGCUUGUAACCAAGCCGGAUGUAACGCAGGCUGCUUCUUCCCAGCCUCCAUCGCCGGAACAGUCUCCUGCGCGAAAGCUUUGCGUGAGGCACCAGCGAAUGGCGGACGAGGGGACCAAUCUUAAGCUACAGCAGGCACUCGACGCUCUACCGGUUGAGGAAAGAGAAGCCGUCAACGCAGUCUGGUCCAAUUUCUCCUCCUCGUCACAUCCUCGGCGUUCCCUGAUCCUUCAGGGCCUGCUCACGAUGUGCUGCUUCUCGCAACUGUCACUCCUGUCCGAGCAGCUUGCGCAGCUCAUUCGCCUUGACCCUUUCGCGGUCCUCCCACGGGAAGUCGCUCUCAAGAUCCUCGGAUAUCUCGACGCAACAUCGCUUUGUCGCGCGGCUCAGGUCAAUAGGCCGUGGAAAACCCUCGCAGACGACGAUAUCCUCUGGAGAGGGAUUUGCGAGCAACACAUUGGGCAGAAGUGUCUCAAGUGCGGUUGGGGGCUGCCUAUCUUGGAAAAACGUCGUCUUGUUCGUACGUCCUCAACGGCGCCGUCACCAUGUUCCCCGCCUCCUUUACACGAUACCACCGUAGCUCAGCCGAAGCGCCCAUACCAGCCCGAUGCGACCUCAAUCGAUUCUUCAACUAAACGUGCGCGCCGUGACGUUGAGACCUUGCCACCACCGUAUUCACCGUCCCCUUCAGCGUCACCAUCACAUCAGCCAGACGAAGCUGUCAAAUCUAUAUCUCGACUGACUCCUCCGCCGCCUCAAGCGCACUCGCCGCCGACUCAUAUGAUUACAAGACCAUGGAAGGAUGUCUAUUGCGAGCGCCUGCGUAUCGAGCGCAAUUGGCGGCGCGGUCGAUGUACUGUGCGUACCCUGAAGGGUCAUACAGACGGCGUGAUGUGCUUGCAGUUCAACGAGACGCUCUCGCAUCCCGCCUUCCCUGUACUUAUCACCGGCUCGUACGACCGCACGGUGCGUGUGUGGAAUCUCGAGACUGGCACGGAGGUACACUGUCUUACGGGGCACACGAGUGCCGUCCGUGCGCUACAGUUCGACGAGUUCAAGCUCAUCACUGGUAGCUUGGACCAUACGAUGCGCGUGUGGAAUUGGCGGACAGGCCAGUGCCUGCGGAUUCUGGAGGGCCACACGGAGGGUGUGCUUUGCUUGAACUUUGACUCGUGCCUGCUUGCGAGCGGUAGUGUGGACAACACCAUCAAGGUGUGGAACCUCAUCACGGGCGAGUGCUUCACGCUGCGUGGGCAUUCGGACUGGGUCAACUCGGUUCAACUGUGGGAUGCCAGCGGGAGCGGCACUACCAGCUCGUCCGUGUUCGACUGCAACCCCGUCGAAUCGGCCCCGCCAUCUAGUUCAUCGUCUAAGGUCGGCAAUGGAAAGAUGCUAUUCUCUGCCUCAGACGAUGGCACAAUCCGGUUGUGGGAUCUCUCGUUGCGGUCCUGCGUGCGGGUGUUCCACGGCCAUGUCGGGCAGGUUCAAAGUCUCAAGCUCCUAGUAGUCGACGAAGGUUGCGAAGGCGGCGACAGCACACCGGAACCUCAAGAAAUUGCGGCUCCAACGUUGAACAUGAACACGUAUUGGCAUCCAGAUCAUUCGCACGCACUCCCCGCGCCGACAGAGUCCUACAGCGGCUCUCCUAACGCAGCAAAUACAGCCUUGGCCCAUCGUCGCUCUUCUCCUGCACACUCUCCCAACACGUAUGCGGAUGCGACCGCUGUCGACCAGCGCCCGGCUGUCUCGCGCGCAGGUUCGCCCACAAAGCGCCAGAAGCCGGUGCUCAUCUCAGGCAGCUUGGAUAAUACGAUCAAGCUGUGGGAUAUCGAGACGGGGAAGGCAGUUAAAACACUCUUUGGGCACAUUGAGGGCGUGUGGGCCGUUGCGAGCGAUAAACUGCGACUUGUGAGUGGCAGUCAUGAUCGGACAAUCAAGGUGUGGGUACGUGAAGAAGGCCGGUGUAUGGCGACACUUGUCGGCCACAGGGGUGCGGUGACAUGUCUCGCGUUGGGCGAGGAUAAAAUCGUAUCGGGUAGUGAUGACGGUGAUGUUAGGCUUUGGAGCUUCUCAGGGUGAAUGUGGCGUUCGUUUGCUGUUUCCCUUUGGUCAUCUUCUGCAAUUUAUGUAUCACAGCCGUCCGGCUCAAUCACUCCAUACGCAAUGUCGAACUGAAAUAGCAUACUACGCCGGGAGGAAUCAAACAAAUAUUAUAAUAUCAUUUCGCAG
Laetiporus sulphureus 93-53 is the source of this 2479-nucleotide messenger RNA. Its product is annotated as WD40 repeat-like protein. NCBI's taxonomy places the organism in Eukaryota, Fungi, Basidiomycota, Agaricomycetes, Polyporales, Laetiporaceae. The record is from RefSeq and is a predicted model, not a curated record. The transcript has 3 exons. Bases 92 to 2329 code for a protein of 745 amino acids. Gene Ontology annotation, molecular function: protein binding.